Molecule: messenger RNA, 1170 nt
Organism: Doryrhamphus excisus (bluestripe pipefish)
Lineage: Eukaryota; Metazoa; Chordata; Actinopteri; Syngnathiformes; Syngnathidae
Gene: oard1
Product: O-acyl-ADP-ribose deacylase 1
Biological process (GO): peptidyl-glutamate ADP-deribosylation
Source: RefSeq, a predicted model, not a curated record
UUGGGAAGGAAAAAGAGUGACGGACAGGAAGUGACAGAGAAAACCGAAUGUUAGCGUUAGUUGUGGCGCGAGUUACGGCCGCGACAAUAUCCCUUGUAGGAAUUGUUGCUUUUUGGACCUUAAUAAAAAAAACGUCUGCUGUUCCACCUAUCUGGUGUGGUGUUUGGCUGAGCGCAGAGUGUUACAAUAUCCUACAAACCGUAAGAUUACAAAAAUAAGGUUACAUUUUGCCAUUCUCGCGAUAACAUACAACGAGAAAAAAAUUGAGUGAAGCCCGCCAUCAAAGUAUCCUGACAAUGCCCGAUUGUAGCGUUUAAACGGACAACCACGACAAGCUUCAUGUUGUAGUAAAGCGCCACUACUUAAGGACGACAUAAAAUUUGAUAUUUUGCUUUGUGAAUUGGCAUAAAAUCGAGGAAUAUCCGCGCUGCUUCCAUUUGUGCUGUCAAGUCUCGAAGCGGUUCUCAAUACUACUGCUCAUCUCACUGUCGCCGAUGUCCUCUGAAGCAGACAUUACUGAGACAACAAUGACGGCAAAUGACAGAUGGAGGCUGAAUCACGUCAACGGGGAUCUGUUCUCGUGUCCUAAGGACGAGGCUCUGGCCCACUGCAUCAGCGAGGACUGCCGCAUGGGGGCAGGCAUUGCAGUGCUAUUCAAGAAUAAGUUUAAGGGACUCGAAGAGCUAAAGGGACAGAAAAAGCAGGUGGGACAGUGUGCAGUACUGAAGAGAGCUGAACGUUUUGUGUAUUACCUGAUCACAAAGAAGAAGGCGAGCCACAAGCCAACCUACGACAGCCUGAAACAGAGCUUGGAGGACAUGAAAGUACACUGUAUUGAAAAUGGAGUCACACGGAUUUCGAUGCCACGUAUCGGCUGUGGCCUGGAUCGAUUGAAGUGGGAAAGAGUUUCAGAGAUGUUAGAAGAGAUUUUUGAAUCUACGGACAUCUCCAUCACCGUCUACAGCCUUCCUGUGAAAGAUGAAACCAUGGUGGUGAAGGAACACAAAUGAUUAUUGGAAAUGUGGAUUAGUUGCCUUAGUUGGUUUGUCCACAACUGUUUGAGUUAAUCCAGUAUCUGGCUUUGACACUUAUAUGUUUUCGUUGAAUAAAAUACAAUAAACUCAAACUAUUUUUUUGCAUAAUCAGACCUAAUGAGAUCUUUUGGGGUGG